AUGGCGCCAAAGAGAACAAGAACGAAAAGCUCCAAGGACUUGAAGGUAGAGGUCAAUGACAAAAAGACUAGGAAGACCAGCAGCAGUAACAGCAGCACCACCACCAACAGCGCAAGCACAAGCACAAGCACGAGUUCAUCCCGGCCAAGUCCCAACUCGAAAAGGAAAGCGACGCCUAUAUUCACAGAGGACUUGAUUUCAUCCACAGACAUCUCCUCGUUGGUGGAUUUGAUUAAUGAGAAUAUACAUACCAGUUCCGAUGUCAAUCAUGCAAAGUAUAAGGAAUUGGCAGAGGAGCAGAUGUCCAAAGACCACGAGCUAAUCCAGCAGCUACGAGAAGAGAAUGAAAGCUUGAGAGAGCUGAUAUCAAAACCGCAAGCGGAAUAUACAUCUCCCAUACGGAACAUGAAGAUAAAGCAAGACGAUUUCGAAAAAGAAAGAGAGCACAUAUGUUUCACCCUCGACUUGUUGGAGCUAUUGACUGGAAUCAAGGUGACCAAUUUCGAAGAGACUGCCACCCAGUUUACUUUUGAUGUCAAGCAAACAUCGGCAAACAAACUGACUGCCAUAGAGUACCAACUCGUGGUGUCAAAGAUUGAGUCUUCGCGAAUAAACUACAUUCCAGUCUUUAUGGACGAUGAGGAAGAGUCCGAGGCAAAAAAGACAUUGAUCAAAGUUCUACCGGAGUAUUUAUGCGAAUGUCUAUCCUUUCCAUUCAACUCCUUGGCGCAGUUCUAUACAAAAGUGAACAAGGCAAUCAACCAAAAACCCUAA
Messenger RNA from Lodderomyces beijingensis, 774 nucleotides. The record is from the annotation of a GenBank genome assembly. NCBI's taxonomy places the organism in Eukaryota, Fungi, Ascomycota, Pichiomycetes, Serinales, Debaryomycetaceae.